Messenger RNA from Verruconis gallopava, 917 nucleotides. RefSeq names its product peptidyl-prolyl cis-trans isomerase-like 1. Gene Ontology annotation, molecular function: peptidyl-prolyl cis-trans isomerase activity. Gene Ontology annotation, cellular component: catalytic step 2 spliceosome. The record is from RefSeq and is a predicted model, not a curated record. Lineage: Eukaryota; Fungi; Ascomycota; Dothideomycetes; Venturiales; Sympoventuriaceae. The coding region runs from base 58 to 540 and encodes 160 amino acids. Gene Ontology annotation, biological process: protein peptidyl-prolyl isomerization; protein folding. The transcript is spliced from 2 exons.
UUCCAGCCCGCUGAGCCUCCUUAGAAAGACACGCUUCCUAACUUAUUCCAAGCAAACAUGACAACCGAAGUUGCACUAGAAACGACACUAGGCACCUUCACCGUUGAGCUUUACUUCCAACAUGCACCAAAAACAUGUAAGAAUUUCGCCGAGCUUGCCCGACGAGGCUACUACGAUGGUGUCAUAUUUCACCGUAUCAUUCCAAAUUUUAUGAUCCAAGGUGGCGAUCCCACAGGCACAGGAAGAGGAGGCGCCUCCAUAUACGGGGAAAAUUUUGAGGAUGAGAUAUCUCCGUCACUUAAGCAUACAGGUGCUGGCAUUCUCAGCAUGGCGAAUUCAGGUCCAAAUACGAAUGGCAGUCAGUUUUUCAUUACGCUUGCGCCUACGCCAUGGCUAGACGGGAAACACACUAUCUUUGGACGGGUGAAAAGUGGACUUAAGGUAGUACAGAAGCUGGGUGGCGUGCACACUAAUUCCGAUGACCGUCCGACUGAUCAGGUAGCCAUUCGGAAGGCGAGGAUCGUGGAAAAGGAGAUAUGAAACAUAUAUGGUGACCUUAGAAACCAUUUCCACUAUCUAGCACGAUCAUGACCUUGUGCACAACGCCGAAAUAAUCUAGGAGCCAUCUUCGGCCAAACAUCUCUCGCACCCAUUGCAUGGUCUCGCGGAGUUUCAGCAGACUAUCUGCGUAGGGAAAUGUCUAAUAAAUAGACAUGAUCGCGAGUAUGAGGGUCCCGUUGUCUCCUUGUUUGUCCUGGAACAACGAGUACGUCGGCGUCUACGAGCUAAGUGUACGUAUUAGCAUGACAACACCGCAGAAAACAGGAGAUCUAUGAAUUUCCCUGCGUCAAUACUCAUAAUUUGUAAGACUUCCAACUUAUUAAUUCAAUUCAAUCAUUUCUUGUCUUUGUUUUCGA